AUGGUAUAUGACAUUGCCCACCGCAAGAAACCAAGAGUCAAAUCUCGCAUGUUAAAGUCCAGAGAAAAGCAUGGAGGGAAACGAGUGCUGGUUAGGAGAAUUCCACCACGAGAGCCGGUCACCUUUAAAAGAAGAAAAAAAACCACAGGAAACCUUGGGCACGCGAGAUACGCUUCAGUGGUGGCGCUGCCCACUGUACCAAAACAAAAAAAAAAAAAAAAAAACUAA
This is a messenger RNA of Podospora bellae-mahoneyi, 228 nucleotides long. RefSeq lists its product as uncharacterized. NCBI's taxonomy places the organism in Eukaryota, Fungi, Ascomycota, Sordariomycetes, Sordariales, Podosporaceae. The record is from RefSeq and is a predicted model, not a curated record. The transcript has 3 exons. Bases 1 to 228 code for a protein of 75 amino acids.